UUUAUUAUAGAAAUAUAAAAAGAAAUAAGAGGAAGAACAAACCGUCUAUAUAAAUAGAGAGAGGGAGGGGGAGAGAGGUGUUGAGCCUAAGUAAAUCACGUCGUCUGGGAGACCGAUACAGGUGAUUCGAAUUGCUUGGUCAACGCAAAAUGGGAGGAGGAUUUAGAGUGCUUCAUCUGGUUCGCCCGUUUCUCGCGUUCUUGCCUGAGGUUCAGAGCGCAGACCGAAAAGUUCCAUUCAGAGAGAAGGUUAUAUACACUGUGAUAUCUCUGUUCAUUUUCCUGGUCUGCAGUCAGCUGCCAUUGUAUGGCAUACACUCCACCACAGGUGCGGAUCCAUUUUAUUGGAUGCGUGUUAUUCUCGCCUCGAACAGGGGUACAGUUAUGGAACUUGGAAUUACACCUAUUGUGACAUCUGGAAUGGUCAUGCAACUUUUGGUGGGUUCAAAGAUCAUUGAAGUUGACAACAAUGUGCGGGAAGAUCGUGCCCUUCUAAAUGGUGCACAAAAGUUGUUAGGCAUAUUGAUAGCUGUUGGUGAGGCUGUUGCAUAUGUUCUUUCGGGAAUGUAUGGCAGUGUAAGCCAACUUGGAGUUGGAAAUGCUAUCCUUAUAAUUCUGCAACUCUGCUUUGCUGGCAUCAUUGUUAUUUGCCUGGACGAGCUUCUCCAGAAAGGAUAUGGUCUCGGAUCCGGUAUUUCACUAUUUAUUGCCACCAAUAUUUGUGAGAAUAUCAUCUGGAAAGCGUUCAGUCCGACUACCAUUAACAGUGGCCGUGGAGCUGAAUUUGAAGGAGCUGUUAUUGCCUUGUUUCAUCUGUUAAUAACCCGUACAGAUAAGGUUCGAGCUCUGCGAGAGGCAUUUUACCGGCAGAAUCUUCCUAACGUGACAAACUUGCUCGCCACUGUCUUGGUCUUCCUUAUUGUUAUCUACUUCCAAGGCUUCCGUGUUGUUCUGCCUGUGAGAUCAAAGAAUGCCCGUGGCCAACAGGGUUCAUAUCCGAUUAAGCUGUUCUAUACUUCGAAUAUGCCCAUCAUUUUACAGUCUGCACUUGUAUCCAACCUUUACUUUAUAUCCCAGUUGCUUUAUAGGAAAUACAGUGGAAAUUUCCUAGUCAAUCUUUUGGGAAAGUGGAAGGAAUCUGAAUACUCGGGUCAAUCCGUCCCUGUUGGUGGUCUUGCUUAUUAUAUAACAGCACCAUCGAGCUUGUCAGAUAUCGUUGCCAAUCCAUUCCACGGACUGUUUUAUAUAGUGUUUAUGCUAUCAGCAUGUGCUUUAUUUUCAAAAACAUGGAUUGAGGUCUCAGGAUCCUCAGCUAAGGAUGUGGCUAAGCAGCUGAAGGAACAACAAAUGGUGAUGCCCGGCCACCGGGAAUCAAAUCUGCAGAAGGAGCUGAACCGUUACAUCCCUACUGCAGCAGCGUUUGGGGGGAUCUGCAUCGGCGCGCUGACAGUGUUGGCUGAUCUGAUGGGCGCAAUCGGUUCGGGGACAGGGAUUCUACUGGCGGUCACAAUCAUUUACCAGUACUUUGAGACAUUCGAGAAGGAAAAGGCCUCGGAGCUCGGCUUCUUCGGGUUCUAAGUUAGACACUUGAACUGUGAUGGACUUAAUUAGUUUGUUGUUGUCUAGACAAUUUUCAGUUUUGGUAAAGCAAGUGAAGAGGAAUUCCUAUGAAUUAAUUAUAUAUGCUCCACAGAGAUUCCCAACACUUCA
Molecule: messenger RNA, 1709 nt
Organism: Andrographis paniculata
Lineage: Eukaryota; Viridiplantae; Streptophyta; Magnoliopsida; Lamiales; Acanthaceae
Exons: 7
Coding region: 150-1577 (475 amino acids)
Biological process (GO): post-translational protein targeting to membrane, translocation; SRP-dependent cotranslational protein targeting to membrane, translocation
Cellular component (GO): membrane; Sec61 translocon complex
Molecular function (GO): transmembrane protein transporter activity; signal sequence receptor activity; ribosome binding
Source: RefSeq, a predicted model, not a curated record